GAGUUAAGCCCUUAAUGUUUGAGUGUAUGUAUAGUACUGUAGUGUAUAUGCAAUGAAUGUGUGCUCCAAUUGAUUGCAAUAAAUAUGGAGUUUUGAAAACAAAAACAUUUCUAACAUUUUAAACAAAUAUUUAUAAAAUUUGUUUGAAUUAUGUGUUCAUUAGUUAAUCAUUUGAUUGAUUGUUGAGACCAUUGGUCAGUGUUUUCAGUGAUUUGUAUUUCUUGAGUGUUGGACAACCAUUUGGCCGCAAAUAUCAAUUAAGUGGACACUUGUUGACCGAUUGAUCCAACGAUUUGAUGACUGAGUCCUUUGUAAUGACUUCUGAUUUGUUAUCGACUGAAUGUCGGACAAGAAGUGAUGAUAACAUCGGUGACCAAGAGUUAGAUUCAACGCUAAACGUGGAUGAACUGCAUGUUAACCAUACGGAAGACUGCAAUGACAGUAACGACAACAACAACCACUUGUCUCCUCAUUGUCUCAUCAAUUCAUUGAACUCAUCACAUGUGUCUGCAUCGACAUCACCACAAACUGAUGCCAAAGAGCGACAUUGCGUAAACUAUAAUGAGUUAAACGACUCGGAAGAUAGUUUCGGUGGCCAUAAUAAGGCAAAACAAUCACAUAUUUUAUCGCCCGAUGAGUCGUCUCUUAGGACAGACAGGAGAUCUAGUAGUGAUCUCUUGAGUGACCAGAAAUCAGAUAAUAAUUUAUAUAACAUAUGUUUAAAUACUGAAAGCAAUGACAAUAAUGUUUCCCACUUAAGACGUGUUGAUUUGGAUGAGCAGACAAUUAUGUCAUUGACAUCACAUGAAUUCAGACAUCAUUGGAAUCAACAAAAACUAUAUAUUGAUUACAUUGAGUAUCAAUUAAGACAAUUAAAUAGAGAUAAAAGUGAUUUAAUAUCAUUGAGAGAAUCGGAAGAAAGGCUUAAACAUCAACAACUGGAAGCUAAUCGACGAGAAAAUGUAUUAGUUAUGAGAUUGACUACAAAAGAGCAAGAAAUGCAAGAAUAUUUGAAUCAGAUCCAAGAACUAAAGCAAUCUCAGGUGCCAUCCAAAGAGCAAUUGCAGAGUACACUCUUAGAUCCUGCAGUUAACCUAAUGUUUGCAAAAAUGAAGAAAGAAGUGGACUCUUCGCGAGCAAAAGUUGACGAAAUGCAGAAUGAAUUGAAUGCCUGGAAGUUUACUCCAGACAGUACAACUGGUAAGCGAUUGAUGUCAAAGUGUCGUCUUUUGUAUCAGGAAAAUGAAGAGUUGGGUAAAAUGAUAGAAUCGGGACGUAUUGCUAAACUUGAAGGCGAACUCUCACUUCAGAGAAAUUUCUCUGAAGAGCUCAAGAAGAGUCAAUCGGAAAUGGAUGAGUUUUUGCUUGAAUUAGACGAAGAUGUGGAGGGAAUGCAAAACACUAUUUAUUAUUUACAACAACAACUAAAGGAAGCAAAAGAAAAGUUGAGUAGAUAUGAGUCAAAUAAAAUUCAACAAAAUUCAUGUGUUCAUCAAAAUAACAACAAUUUGACAAACAAUUCACCAAAUUUUGAACCAACAUUAGAUAGUAGUGAUAAUCAUAGUAAAGGUGUCGUCAAUAACAUUAAUCUCACCGAUGAUAACACAUCUACCAAUUCAUACCAAUCAUAUAAUUAAUAACUUUAUUUUUAAAAUAUAUAACCAAUAACAACAUUAUCUUUUGUUUGUUUUAC
This is a messenger RNA of Oppia nitens, 1693 nucleotides long. It is a transcript of the gene fl(2)d, whose product is annotated as pre-mRNA-splicing regulator WTAP-like. The record is from RefSeq and is a predicted model, not a curated record. The coding region runs from base 297 to 1637 and encodes 446 amino acids. Lineage: Eukaryota; Metazoa; Arthropoda; Arachnida; Sarcoptiformes; Oppiidae. Gene Ontology annotation, biological process: regulation of alternative mRNA splicing, via spliceosome. The transcript has 4 exons. Gene Ontology annotation, cellular component: nucleus.